AUGAUUGAAAACCCAUUUGUCAAGGAAAAACCAAGUUCUGGUUUAACAACUACCAUAGAAGAAAUAGAAUUGCAAAAGCAUACACCUAUUCCCAUUAGUUUUGGUAUUAAUAACAACAACACAGAUAUCGCUGCUGAUCCACAACACAGUAAAGAAGUAGAUACUUUUGGCGAAACUAAUAGAAAUGAUUCUACACCUAUCAAUGAAAAAAAACUUUUGUUUAAAAUUGAUGCUUGUGUUUUAACUUUUGUUUGUUUGCAGUACUGGAUUAACUAUGUUGAUAGAGUUGGGUUUACAAAUGCAUAUGUGUCAGGUAUGAAGGAAGAUUUACAACUAAAAGGCAAUGAUUUCAACAUUAUAAACACGUGUUUUACAGUCGGUUAUAUCAUUUCAAUGAUUCCACACAAUUUGAUGCUUUUAAAAAUACCACCAAGAAUUUGGUCCAGUUUCUGCACACUAAGCUGGGGUUUGUUAACCCUAGGCAUGUAUCGUGUUUCCAGUUUCAGACAAUGUUGUGCAAUUAGAUUCUUUCAAGGUGUUUUUGAAAGUUGUACGUUUAGUGGUACUCAUUUGGUUUUAGGUUCUUGGUAUAAAGAAUCGGAGUUACCAUUUAGAUCAUCUAUUUUUACAUCCAGUGGAUUGAUCGGGUCUAUUUUUAGUGGGUUCAUGCAGGUUGGUAUAUACAAGUCUUUAAAUAAUCAUCAGGGGUUAGAAGGUUGGAGAUGGUUGUUCAUUAUUGAUUUUGUUAUAACUAUUCCUAUUGCCAUAUACGGGUUUUUAUGCUUCCCCAAUCCUCCAAAUACCUAUAACGAUUUAACUAUUGCGGAUGAUGGUACCACAAUUAGUAGAAACUCAUUAUUAAAUAAAUUUAGUUUGACCAAAUAUGUUUUCACAGAGCAGGAAUUACUUUACAGCGGGAAAAGGCUACCUAAAAGAGAUGUUACUAAAAGGUUAGAUCUAACAGUUAUCAAAAGAGUUAUUGGAAGAUGGCAUUGGUGGUUGUUCAGUUUAGUCUGGGCAUUGGGUGGGUUGAAUAUUAGUUUUGCAUCCAAUUCUACAUUUGCAUUGUGGCUAGCAGAUUUGGAUUAUAGCAUUACCCAAAGAAAUGAUUAUCCAAUGGGUAUUUUUUCAGUUGGUAUAAUUGCUACCUUGUUAAGUGCUUUGUACAUGACAUUAUUUAGAAAUAAACAUCUACAUAUCGCUAUCUUCAUAUCUAUAGUCAUGGUUGUGGUGGCUAUUAUGAUCUUGUGUAAUCCACUAAAGCCAAGUGUUAUGUUUGCUGCCCAAUAUCUUGGCGGUGUUUGUUAUGCAGGCCAAUCCGUUUAUUUCGCUUGGGCAAAUGUUAUUUGUUCUAAUGAUUUACAAGAACGUGCAGUUGUUUUGGCAUCGAUGAAUAUGUUUUCCGGUGCUAUUAAUGCCUGGUGGAGUAUUUUAUUUUAUCCUGCAACAACAGCUCCCAAAUUCAGAAGAGGUGGUUUUGCCAUGUUGGGCACUAGUAUUGCAACUGCAAUUGUCGCUGGUAUAAUUACUAUCUGUCAAAAAAGGGAAGAGAGAUUGAAACAAAAGAAUCCAAUUGUAAAUUACUCGGGAUUUGCGGAAGAUGGACAAAAUGAUGAAAUAUUGGGAGAAGAAGAUGAAGAAGAAGAAGAGGAAGAGGAAGAGGAACAGUGA
Saccharomycodes ludwigii is the source of this 1671-nucleotide messenger RNA. It is a transcript of the gene FEN2, whose product is annotated as Fen2p. Bases 1 to 1671 code for a protein of 556 amino acids. The transcript has a single exon. Gene Ontology annotation, cellular component: plasma membrane. NCBI's taxonomy places the organism in Eukaryota, Fungi, Ascomycota, Saccharomycetes, Saccharomycodales, Saccharomycodaceae. Gene Ontology annotation, molecular function: pantothenate transmembrane transporter activity. Gene Ontology annotation, biological process: pantothenate import across plasma membrane. The record is from RefSeq and is a predicted model, not a curated record.